Molecule: messenger RNA, 1995 nt
Organism: Pteropus alecto (black flying fox)
Lineage: Eukaryota; Metazoa; Chordata; Mammalia; Chiroptera; Pteropodidae
Gene: SELPLG
Product: selectin P ligand
Exons: 2
Coding region: 132-1406 (424 amino acids)
Biological process (GO): hemopoiesis; leukocyte tethering or rolling
Cellular component (GO): plasma membrane
Source: RefSeq, a predicted model, not a curated record
GUCUGGGACCACUGCAAGGGGUGCCACAGCAGUGCCUGGUAGCGUGGGCUGGGUCUUUGUCGCCAAAACAGAGAAGCCACUUCUCCUGGGCCCACGAGGCAGCUGUCCCAUGCUCUGCUGAGCACGGUGCCAUGCCUCUGCAACUCCUCCUGCUGCUGACCCUGCUGGGCCCUGGCAGCAGCCUCCCGCCAUGGGAGACCUGGAAGGGUGGAGCCAAGGAGGCCCCAGGCCCCCUGCUUGCCCGGGGCCGGAGACAGGUGGCCACAGAAGACUUAGACCCGAACUAUGAUUACGGAGGCACGGACCCCCCAGAAAUGCUUGAACAUAGCACAUGGACUGUGCUCCUGAGCCUCAAGCAGAGGGAUUCUUCAGGGCCUAGUACUCCUGAGCCAGCCACUCUGGAGGGAACCACAGGGCACUCUGCUCGCCUGGAUACAGAAGGGGCAGCUAUUGGGAAUCUGAGCACAGAAUCGGCCACACAGGGGAUUCCUGUCACACUGGGUCCUCUGACCAAAGAACUGGUCACUACAAUCCCUCCCAUCAUGGAGGCUCCAUCCACAGAAGCUCCAUCCACGGAGCUGGCUACCAUCAAGGACCUGUCCACGGGGCCACCAGCCAUGGAGGCACUGACCACACAACCAGCCGCCACGGAGGCACUGACCACACAACCAGCAGCCACGGAGGCACUGACCACGCAACCCGCAGCCACGGAGGCACUGACCACGCAACCAGCAGCCACGGAGGCACUGACCACACAACCCACAGCCACGGAGGCACUGACUAUGAAAUCCACUGUUAUGGAGGCUCCGUCCAUGGGACCAGCAGUCAUAGAGACCCUGUCCACAGAGCCGGCUGCCACAGCAGACCCUACCACGGAGCCCACUGCCACAGAGGCCAUGUCCACAGAUCCAGCCACCACGAAGGACCCAUCCAUACAACCUGCUACCACAAGGGACCUAACCACAGCCCUUCUUGUGCCCUCUGAUCCUCACAGGGGAACCACCGUGUCAGCUAGCAAUUCCUCUAAUGGCUUCAUUUACCAACGGAAAAACAGCCAGGGUCUUUCUCCCCAGAGCUCUGUGGCCCCCAGCCCCACAGGGAGUCUGGAUUACAUCCCGGUGAAGCAGUGCUUGCUGGCCAUCCUCAUUCUGGCACUGGUGGCCACCAUCUUUCUUGUAUGUACCGUGGUGCUGGCUGUCCGCCUCUCCCGCAAGAACCACAUGUACCCUGUGCGCAAUUACUCGCCCACGGAGAUGGUCUGCAUCUCAUCCCUACUGCCUGAGGGGAGUGAGGGGCCCACAGCUACAGCCAAUGGGAGCCUGCCUACCAAGGGCCAGGGCCUAAAGGUGGGGCCCGGGAAGGACCGUGAGGGGGAUGACCUCACCCUGCAUAGCUUCCUCCCUUAGCUCCCCCCGCCCAAACUCUUAAGCAGGACCCCUGGCCUCCUUGCUCCCUCUGCAGCCCACCAGGCCACCACUGAGCACCCAGGCUCUAUUCCACAAGUCUGGGCUUCGUUGGAGCCCCCUGGAGAUGGGGAUCUUUAGGGCAGGGCCCGCAGCUGCUCCAACAGGACCAAGAGCAGCCAAGGUUCCUCCUUCCUCCUGGCCAUUGGAAUCUUGUUCCCAUGAACCCAGGAGGACUCAGGGUUUCCUGCCCCACUUCACUGUCAUUGUCUUCUGGUUGCCAUGGACACCAUGCAUUUUUUGAGAUGAGUAUGUUCUAGAGGCCAUUUCCUGCUACUACCCAACUGGAGGCAGCUUGGGUUUUCUUGGAUACCUCUCUGGGGAGCUCAGGGUGAGGGCUCACUGUGAGGGCUGGGUCAGGUGUGGAGAGCCCGAGGUUACACCCUUCUUUGAGACUCUGUGGAUUAAAGCUUCCUUCUGGUGACAGAGUAACCCCGAUCCUGCCCUCUCUUGCCUUCCUCUGUGUCAGUGUUGUAGGAUGGGCUCUGUCUUGUUCACUGAAGUAUCCCACUGCCCAGCCCAGGGCCCAGUA